Varroa destructor (honeybee mite) is the source of this 12093-nucleotide messenger RNA. RefSeq lists its product as uncharacterized. Lineage: Eukaryota; Metazoa; Arthropoda; Arachnida; Mesostigmata; Varroidae. Gene Ontology annotation, biological process: protein polyubiquitination; protein monoubiquitination. Gene Ontology annotation, molecular function: ubiquitin protein ligase activity. The record is from RefSeq and is a predicted model, not a curated record.
ACUUCAGGUGAAGGCGACUUGUCCGUUGUGCCAAAAACCGUUUCGCACGAUUGUGCACAACAUUAAAGAGAACUAUGAAUUCGAGCAGUAUCAUAUCUUCCAGCAUCUCCGCGUUCCACCUGGAGCCGGAGCUGCUCCUGUUCGAGGUAUAGCGCAGACGCCGUUUCCCUCUACCUCAGCUGAGCGUCGCAGUAUAUACGAGAUGGGGUAUUACGCUCGGCCAAAUGGCUACUCUCGUUAUAGGGAAGUUAGCGCCGAGUUCUACGACAAUAACCCAGCGCAAACGCACAGGUUAAUUCCGUGGCUCAAUCGCGAGUUAGUCGCACUUCUGCCGCCUCCGCAUGGUGUUUCGCUGGUUCUCGAGGUCAUUCUAACUAUGAUCUGUAGAGUCGACAUCCGUUCCAUGGAAAUGAGACAUAUGCUGGACCACUAUCUAGGACCAUAUACCUCACACUUCCAACAUGAAUUCUACUGUUUUGCUUCAUCUACACACGACAUGGUCAUGUAUGACAGAAACGUGGAGUAUGAGUAUCGGCCACCGUUGUCGUAUCAGGAAGCUGUAGAGAGACUGCGGCGCGCUUUUGAGCGUGACACUAGAGAGCGAAUCGAACGUGGUGUUGGUCAAGGAGCAGUACCCCGUUUAGGCGCAGAACCAGGAGCCGUAGGGCAGUCGGCCUUUCGGCCCUGGUCUCCUCAGCCCGGGCCAAGCAGGCUACCCCCACCGACGACGGGUUCUCCGCAACCGUCAACAUCGGGAACCCAACUGAAUUCGGCAAGCACAUCUGGAGGCCAGAGAGGCGCAUUAGUUAUUGUUUCAUCAUCUGACGAAACAUCCGAUGAUGACGAUGACUGCCAGAUCGUCAAGGUGAUUAAACCUUAUCGCGAGCGAACGCCAGUGCUUAUCGACCUGUGCAACUCGACUGAUUCAGAUUCAUCCGAAGCAGAUACAAUUCCGGCUGAAGGACCCAAUGAGCCCACUACCCUAGCAGACCCGGCUGAAUUGACCUCAGCUGAUGAAAGUACGAGUACUGAAGACGACGACAAUAGUGAUCCGGUCACUCGAGGAAGGCGGAAAAGCAUUAUUGGAGCCUAUUAUCCAGCAGGCACCUUAAAAGAAAGACUCACUUCAAGCGAUGACUCGGACGAUAGCAGAAAAACAGUUAAAACAUCCGCGGACACAAAACGGCAAAAAAAUGUAAGGGGUAAAGAGCUAGUGGCGCGAAGACAAAGUUCCAGAAAUCACUCAGACGAAAGCUCAAAUAAAACAAAGCGCCACAAGGAGGAGGAGGGGACUGCAGAAGAUGGACAACGAUAAAGUAAACCCGUCUGCGAUACCAUUCGCAUAAGCUCAUCGGACGGGUAUUGACAGCCGCCCUUCAUGUGUUGCAGCAUGCUGGUUUCACCUCUUCAGACGUGGCGUUGUUCUUUCGUCGCCUACGUUUUACCUUUUUACCUUCAACUGGACCUCUCUAGCGCACUUUACGCUGGCGUCUAUUAUCAGGUUUACCACGCGACCCAUGCAACAUAUGUGGCCGGGGUCCAUUCAGUGUGUAUAGACUUCGAGUUCAUAUGUUUAUUUAUUUUCAACAACGUAUUUAUUCCGCAACAUUUGGCAUUCAUGACCAACGCAAUACGUGACCUGCUUUGUUAUCUUCAACUAGCUGAGCGUGCCACGGCUGACAAGGCUCCUCUCUCGAACACCCAGGGACGGGAGAGAUGGAAAGGGGUUUGAUCAGCUGCGCGAAACGAUGGUGAGGUUACGUUAGAGUAAGAAAUGUGAAGUGACUAGGUCGCGGAAACGGAGUUAGGGAGCAAAUGACUAUGUUUGGGUAAGCAGACGGCGAAAGGGACGAAGUUAAGGAAAGAAAAAAGCCAACAAGAUGAAAUUUGAAACGUCCGCUUUAGCUAUUAUGGAACAAAGAAGAGGUAUUGCUAUCAUCCAGAAUCAUCUGGGGGCUGUCGGAGAUACGGGUAUUAGGCACUUGGUUACGGGUGAAGCUAGUAAGGCCCGAGUGGGACCAGACGUCAGAGGGCGACUUUGUUUUAUUGGUUUCCAUUCGAUUGCGGGACAAUAUACCAUUGUCGCUUUAGUUAGCAUUCCAGCCGAAUGGAUGUUGACCUGAAGGGGAUGAAUGGAGGAGGGGUAAGGGCAAUGGAAGCAAGACAGAGCGAGAGAGAGAGCUAGAGGGUGCUUGUGCGAUCGGAAGCUGCUUCGGCACAGAUCGCCCCUUUAUUUUGCAAUCUUGCACUGACGGUGGUUACGGCGUGGGUGGCAGUGGUGGUUUAUGAGGUCACGCUUUUUGGUCUGCUUGACACGUAAUGGGGAGAAACGGCGAAAGAAAACAAAAAUCAGAAAGGGUCACUCCUAUAUUCAUUCGGAAAGGUAACCCAAUGUUACGACCCCGUAGACCUUGAAUGACUUUAUUAUCAUAUCAAGGUAUCGUUUCGGUUUUAUUGGUUUCUGUUAUCUUUUAAACGAAAUCGCAGGUUUCGAUAGCGGGGUUCAUUCUAGCAACGCUAUAUAACGGGACUGCAACCCUAAAUUAACUAGAGUCAACAAGAGCAACAGCUUCAUACGUAUCGAUUUAUGGGUAACCUUUACUGCGUCAAUACGUAGCAGCAAAAGUCGGUAUUAUAUUAAAGUAUUUAUAUUAUAGUGUUUGAGCCACAGUGUUGGUGUCAGACCUGUGUAGCAUAAACUGUCAAAUAUAUAUGUUAAAUAGAGGCUAAAUAUGCCCAGAAAAGCGCCUUACUAGACGACGGCAUUAAACAAAACACGUGUUGACCGCAGCUUUAUUCAUUGGCUUGAAAAAAUUAACCCGUUUUUCAUAACUGUGUACCAUGCUAAAUUCGUGUACCAUAAGUUACUGCAAAAUUUCGUAAGGUGUACCCGUCUAAUGUCACCUAAAUAUAAAAUGUAAUUGUAGAAUCAAUGCGCAAUCAGCACACGUCAAAAUAUCAAUCACGUACGUCUGUUUUUUAAAAGAAAAAUAAAGACUCGGUUGCCUAUUCUCAAAACUUACAGGACGAAAGGGCACAGCCAGUCUUGAGCACAAACCAGAUUUUGAUCAAGUCUUGAUUCGUUGUCCUUUGUUAACUGCAUAAUAAUAAUAAAACAAUGAUUCCGUGGCAAAUAGACGAUAUUAAAAUAAUAACGCUUGUGAAUCGACUGACUCACUGCAAUGGUAUUCAGCAAGAGCUCAGUUCAUGUGUCUCUUCAGUGACAUGUAGUAGAAAAAGAAAUAUCGCACAAUCUACAUAUUUUCUAUAUUACUAGAAGCCGACGCCUUUGCCCAUUGCUCGAAAGACUAGAAGCAUGUUGUAGAAGACGAAAGAAAGCUUAAUACCAAUUACCGAGAGAAAGUAAAUAACGCAAACAACAUUAUUAUUAUUCAGUGUAUAGAGGCGUGAGAAAGGGAGAGAAAACUGAAAGGGUUAAAGCAAUGCUGGGCAAAGUCCUCGUGAAAUCUAGCAUUUUACACGAACCGUAUUGAAUACAGCAUGUCAUUUAAGAUUUUAGUCGUAUUUAAAUUUCUUAUCGCAAAUGUUACAAGGAAUUUAAUCAUAAACGCCACAAUCCGUAUUUGUGUCCUUUCCAAUACUGGAGCUUGUUUACUUAUGUAGCGGCCGUUCAAAUGGGUUGGUGGGCAAAUAUUAUCAAAUGAAGUACUAGGCCUUUAUUUAUCAGGUGACAUGCAUAAUUUAUUUAUAUAUUAUUUGCUGGUCGAUUUUGGAACGCUAAAGUCAUUCAGGUUCAAUUAGAUAGCCGAACAUUUUGCAGUAAACAAUGUUCUGCUUUUCUCACGGUGAUGCUACGUGAAAAAAGUAGAUGUUGCUUUUCUUGGCCUGCAUACGACGUGCAUCCAGAACGAAAAAAGUAUCUAUGACAAGAUGAUAAGUUAAUUCUUUUUUUCUUCAAAGAGAGAGUGCUUGACUGUGUAAGUGCUUUUACGGGCGUCAUGUUCUUUUUUAUGGUGCUUUCACCUGAUUUUUGCUUCAGCGAGCUUUCGAUAUGCGCAGUAUCACUAUCCUAGAAGUGCACAUUCUCGCCGCAUCCAGGUUCCUCAUUCUGUAUUAGCAGCAGGCAUCGGAAAAACAACAACAUCCUAAAAAUCGGCAACGGGGUUGUCGCCAACAACAACAACAACAACAACAACAUUGUUGGAUCGACCUGUGGAUCUGUGAUGAGAUAGCAAGUACAUCCUUUAGCGCCAUUACUUCGUCCGCUGUAUCUUCCCUCCUCUCUUCUUCCCACAUACAUUGCUCGGUCUGUUCUGAAUAAUCGGAAAAAAAACAGACGAGCGUGCGGACCGCACUUAAUGCAUAAAAAUAUAUUGAUGCUCGGCUGCUGAUCGGAAAGCGAUACGCAGAACAUCCGAAAGAACGCCGCGCACGAAUCUUGUUCUCAUCAAUGGCACAAAGCCUACUCCCCAUCCAUAGGCAGAUUGCGAUAUAUCGAAAAUGUUUAAUUGCCUACAUUAUAUUGAAGGUAAUUAAUUAUGAAAUAGCCGAAAUGACUUUUUUCAAGGGUAAAGUUUGCUCCUUGGCACUAUUCGGGGCAACGCGUCGAAAGGCCGACGUAUCCACGUUAAAGUCUGACUUUUAAUAUCACUUGAAUUCGCUAUAGUUUACAAAAGUGGUGAAUAAGGCGAGGAUUAUAAAAUAUGGUAUCAAGGUAAGCAUGGACGGUUUCAAAAAGUCAAGCAUAGUUUUUAUAUUGUCUUUAGAAUUGAAUAAACAUUGAGGUGCUUUUGCCCCUACAAAGAUCUAGGACCCCCCAGUGACAAAAAAAAAGGUCUUUCUCUCAGGAUUUUGUAAUCCCGAGGUGAAUGGUGUUGUUAAACGCCUUGUUUACAAAUUUCUCAGCCCCUCAGUGUUGUCUGAACGAGCAGAACUUUGAGAGAGCACCAGAUGAUACGAUAGUGUUACGAAACGGAAACGUUAUUCCACUAUUUAAUCGCUAUUUGACUUUCGGUCAGCUAGUAUAAUUGAUAUUCCCGAACCGACUACUAUCCAAUUAUUCACCUUGACUUCGUAGCCUAGUUAAUUAACCGGUCACAACGUGAUAGCUGAUAGCAAACUGUUAACUUUCGUCAUGGACGAUACGGUUGCGCAAAUCACAAUAAGACCUCACUUAUAAAGAAAAAAAUUACCUCAGAUCUCAGAUAAGCGAACAAACGUUACUUGAACUAUUUCGCUGUUUGAGCAGACACCGUUCUGUAUCACAAAGUGAGCACGGUUCAUAUUCAAUAAAUUGUCUUUCAAGGGUAAAAACUAAAUGAAAACUUUAUAAUCCAUUGUGGGACACUUUAGGAGAGGGGGCGGUAAGUGCUGAUCGCGGGUGAGUACGGUGAUUGACAGAACGCAAGGAGCCUUACUAAUCAACGUAGAACGAUUCGUACGGCUAACCUCUAUGUUUCGGGUUUUACAUCCGAGAUCGUCGUUAGGCGUAAUUCCAUCAAAUGGCUGGCUGGCUGGCUGGCUGGUUCGUAGCGCGUGAGGAAGUCUAUGUAUGCCCAAGUUCGAAUCUAGAGGACAACGUGUCCGUAAGAUCAGCAGAGAGAUACUUCACUUACUAAACUAUCACGCAAACAUCUGAUGAACCAGUCGAAUAACGAGCCUGUAACGAAUAGUUCUCUUACUUACUUACCAACAGAAGAAAUUAGUUUUGUUUUAUUAAGCUAUUAAUAAAUGCAAAUGUAAUACUUCAUUUUGAAGUUCGACUUGUUCUUCAAUAUCCCAGCGAGACUGUAAUAUCAUUCCUGCGGCUGUGCUAAAUCUUUCGCGCGUUGGCCCCCGCCGCUAGGAAUUCCAUCAAAAAGCUGACUGCGUGCACGACACAAACUGUGUACGUCGGGAUUUGAAUUUAUUCUAAAUGGAAUACUAUAAAAAAAAAGACAUGCUCUAUUCUAGGGUAUGUCUUUAAGAUUAGCGGGUAAACAGAUUCCCCACUAAGCUGUUACGGAGACACACGCGUGCGGUAGCAAAUUGUAGGGUGUAGUGCCACCAUAGAGCGGCCACUCACUUAAGACACACACAGUGUCAGCCUGAGAAUUUACUUGCUUUUGUACACUGCUACUAAAUGUUGUUCGCUAAUAUCUUUAGGCAGAUCAAUGACAUUAUCAGUACUGAAGCCUCUAAAAAGAAUCACUGGAAAAUCAUUUUUAAUUUAAAUAAAAAGUAAAUUUAAGGAAUUUGGAAGGGGAUCUGAUUAACGACAGAUUCUGGAAACAAGAUUAAGUAAAUAGGGGCAAGAGUUCACGGGCCAGUCUGGCCCUAAUGGAAUAUUUGAGUAAGAGUUACGAUGCGUUACUGCCUAACGGUGCGUCCGGACUUUAAACUAAAAAUAUUGUGUUCGAAUACUAAUAAUUUAAGUUUGUUUCUAAUGCUCCUUUCCCUUGUUACCAUUCCGUUGUGUACGUUUAUAUAUCGUUUGAAAGUGCACUCCCUGUAAGCCCGUCGUAAUUUCGUUGUACAAUGAACGGGAUUUUAUGUCAGGUUUAGGCUCCAAAAAUGAAGGUUCUACUCCUCUUCGCCUUUUACAGAGGUCAAAGAUUGAUAUAGCAGUAUGGGAUAUUUGUACGCUGUGCGACGAAAACUAUAACUGAAAGAACUGCUAAAACAGAUUUGCGAAGUUCAAAAGUGAAACAUCAGACUUGGAGAAUGCACCCCAACUUAGUUCGCUAUACGAAGUCAAUGAGGAUUCUGAGUAGCAAAAAAAUUCAUGAAAAACUGCACAGCAGACUGUUAUUAGGCAUUUUUUAUAUAAUUUUAUAAGAAUUUAGAAGCUUGGAUGUCUCAUAUACUGGAUAAAGCGCAGAAGGAGACAACGCAUAACAUCAAAGAACAUGCAACCACAAUGACAGCAUAGUAACACAAAGUGAUGUCUCUACGUCGACAUAAAGCGAAGUGGAAAAAAAAAUGGAUAGUCCUAAUAGAUACACCUAAGGUCAGAGUAAAACUGAACCUUUAUCCUGAAAGGAGAUGGCUUAGUUAGAGAAACGUUUGAAAUGAACAAGAUGGUCAACAGGACUCGGUACGUGGCCUCAUCGUAUCGAUUUAACAGGAUUAUCGAACGGAAAAGACUCGACAGAAGGAACAGAGUCAUGCUUUUUUUUUAUGACCUUUCCUGGCAACGACUAUAAAGAUUACCUUGUAGGAGCGCUUAAAUGGUACCCCAUUCACUAUAUUUUUUAGGCUUCGCUCGCACAGAUCAUGGAACUUCUCCGAUCACUGGCAAAUGCAACUCGCAAUCGUUCAUCGGACAGCAAAAACACUACAACACGUGUGUGGAGGAGUUUUUCGGCACUAGACCUGGAAAUGUUUGGCGAUAGGAACAAAUCCGUUAAAAGAUAGGAAAAAGUCGCGAGAUAAUGUAUUAAUUUGUAACUAGAACUCGGGUGAUGCGCGACUUUUUUUUUUAGCUAAAAACAAUGAAAUUAUGUUUGCUCCAGCCUGAUAUAUAUAUAUAUAUACAUUCGUGUAUGUAAGCAUUAAGUGAGUGCAACUAAAACUGAGCGAGGUAGAACUGAUCAUUCUGAGCUUUCCAGCUUGGCCAAUAAUAGACCAAUAAUAACAAUAGAGAAAAUUAUUACCGGCUGCGAUAUUUCGCUAAAACGUAUAAUGGUUGAUGUUCCAGAUUUAAAUUAGCUCGUUUGAGCUUAAAUGUUACCAAAAAUUAUCAAUAAUGCGGUAGAUUUUCACAUCAAAACGCGUCAACUACGCCAUAUAUACAGAUUUAAUGUAAUAUAUAUACAUAUAAUUAUAUAUACAUAAACCUGAGAAAUUGCGUAUUGUAAGUGUGCGUGACAGUGGUUGCUGUUAUUUGUACAGACAUUUAAGCCGAGAGAGUUCUGCUAGGUAGAAAAAAAAGAAAAGCUCGCGAAUGAACUAAAAUUUAUCACUUGUCGUGGUUAAACUGUACCUGAGCGAAGUGACUUCCGCCAACAAUAUGUGCGACUGCCGAAUUUCUACGAUGCUCGCGGGGAAAUUUAUUUGUUAUUCGUUCUACUGCCGGGUAACAUAUUAUUACUAUAUGAACAAGAACGUCAACGUUCGUAUACAUAAACAACUAUAUAGCAUUUCGAAAUACGCAGGCACUUGCGUGCAGAUACACGCCCGUACAUAUCUCUGCGCAAAAUGUUUACUUUUCCCACUAACAGAAGUAAAUUAAAUUGCUCUACCGGAUAAUUGCAUAUAAUUUAUUCUUCAAAUGACUUGAACACACGCGGCAGAUGUGUCACGGUCGCUGCCACCAGCGCUACCCGUCUCGAGGGCAAUCAGAGACAACGAAACUCUCAUGAACUACCGAAGAUCUUCAACCGACACCUCGGAAUUGUGUAACUUCGGGCCAAACGUGUGGGUCCUUGGUCUGGCUGCACCGCGAGUUGGAGAGACAGACAGACUAAAUCGAGUCGGGAGCCCACUCGUCCGGGCAACUGGGUAGUAGAAAAUGGUUAGGUGCGGAGAGAGUGCAGAGAGGAAGCACUUCGGCGAAGUGUGGAAACAACGACAGAGAGUGGGGCUACGCUUGGGGGUGGUGUGGGAGAAAAAGAUAUUGGUCGCUCCACUAUUUCGUAUCGUUCGUAGCACUGUCGACCAUGUCCAUUAGACGAAUAGAGACGGGACGAAACGACAUUGCAAACGCUUGCGAAAGGAGAUUCGGACGCUCAGAGGAAAAGAGACAAAGAAAAACGCAACAAAAAGGUGAACGAACGAAUGUUGAAUGGAAGACCGUACGAAAGCACGACUGAUAAAAAGCCGUGGAGAAAUAGUAACAGCGGCAGCACUAGAGGACAAGAACAGCAUAGCUAUAGAUGGCCAUGCUAGAAAUCCUCACCCUGCCUCUGUUAUCAUAGUGGACCGAAGGAAAAGAUGUGGUUCUUAGUUACAAUUCCCGCCCUGUAACUGCAGUAGCGGCUCGACCAGAGAUUGCCAUUCCCAGACUCCCUGUCCAGGAUUGACGUCGAUUGUGGUAGUGGAUGGGUCUUAGUUGCCCUAUCUCCUAAUGAUAGCGGUAAGAGCGCGUGCAUUGUCCUAGUACUGACAUUUCUCAUUGUGACGUAGCUGCGUGACUGCUUUGCCACAGUAUCCGUGCAGCGCGACGUUCCGAAAAGCAUGAAACAAGACUCAUUUACGCCAAAGCGUAGGAAAAAGCUCGGGCUUUCUUUCGGGCAGCAGUACUAAUGAGCUACAUUAGCUUUACGAUGACGAUUGCUGCAGCUCGCAAAAAUGGUCAGUAGGAGCAAAGCGAGAAGGGAACAUCAAGAGUACGCAAGCAUCGCGAACCUAGAAAGGUCACCUGCGCGCUUUUCCUCUUAGAGGAAGUGCACCAUAUCAAAGUGAUAUGGUGUGCAACAAAAGCUUCAUCUUUCCUUACGCGCAAAGUGGUCUUUUCCAACUAGGAAGACUUUUAUUGUUGACAGUACGUAAAUAAAUGCUUCUGUGAAUAAAAAAAAAACCGGCGCGCAGGACACUACCAGCUUUUUGAGAAAUUGCAGGAUCGUUUUGCAGAUUCCUGCUUGAUUAACUUACUAUAUAUAUAUAUAUAUAUAUGGCUUUAUCACAUAAUAUACGUACAUUGAUAACAAUUGGAUAUACUGAUAUGAGUAUAAUAUAUAUAAGAUAUAUGGGUAUAAUACGCUGUACUAUUACAUAUAACGGCUUAAUGAGCCGGACUAAAGCUAAAGCUUCCUGAAGUCGUUAAACUGGAACUCACUCAAGUAUUUAAAACAUGCCAGUGAUUGCAUCAUAAGCCAUGCUACUGCCAUUCUUCGAUGUGUUAUCGAGCCAGGCUGCCUACUAGCAGCAACUUGUUAGCACCAAAAAGCAUUAUACAUAUGAUAAGCUUGUUUACACCCAGUACAUACAAUAUUCAUCAAAAUCAUGAAAUUGUUGUUCUCCGUGUCGGCUGUGGCAGAAACCACAAGGGCCUAGCGCUUUGCUGCAUAUCUAUUAAAAGGGUUUCGUCGGUCGUGGUGGAGUUCAGGAUCAACCUUUGAAAAUUUUUAAUUCUCUUUUGCUGAAUUUUCUCGGAAAGCUGGAGUUAACAAUAGCUGACGUGGCGAAGGAGGUCCUCGACGAACGGUAGCGUCCCCGCUAGUAGGUAGACAAGCCUGUUAUGAGUUCUUCGGUUCAAUUUUAUGACUCUAUUAAGGAGCGAGGCUCUUGUCCGAUUCAGCUGUCCGAGAUUCUGUGCGGUAAUAAAUAUCUUUAUAGUUGAGGUCAGUUUCACGAAUAAUUACCGAAUGUGCCACUCGAUUCUUAGGUUUCAUUUAAAAGUACUACCGUUUACCUCAGCCGACCAGCUUCGAAUGAAGGGAUCAAUGAAUAUCGUUACCUAUAUGUACGUACUCUUCGUAUGCAUACUUACAUUAUUAUUGGCGUUUUUUAUUAAGGUUGAUUAAGUCAAAAAAAAAAUGGCUUCAGUCCUCUAUCGAAUAAUUAAUGUGCUUCAGAUUUCGCUACCAAUAACAAGCACACAAGUUCGCAAAGUUAUACUGACCGGGAUUUCUAGAAAGUAUUUCGCUAGCUCGAAUUUAAAGAAGCCCUUUUUAGCAAAAUAAACCUUGACUAAAAAAUCAAUAGACAGAAUUUGAGCCUUAGUGGGGCUAAGAGUGCAUGUAAAAACAUCUAUUGAUGUCGUAGAGGCUAUGUGAACCUCAAUACUAAGGUUAUUUACAGUGAGUCGGCGUUUUCAGUUAAAUAUACCGUUGAUCUAUUAAAUAGUACUGGGCUGUUUGCUAAUUUCAUCGAAGCACUCUUCCCCUCAUUUUGGAAGCUUCAGCUUGUUUAAACUUGCUCAGUUGGUGCUUCCACGUAAACUGACAAUGCUUCAUUCUAUCAAAGGCCUCGUCGUUGAGCUCUGCCGGAGUUCCUUUAAAUGGCUUCGGCUAAGCUUACGACAUCCCGGAAGCAGAUACCUUCGGAAAAAUUGACUGUUCAGCGGGACUGGUGUAACGUUCUGCUUACUGAAAGUCAUACUAUCCUAUCGAACUCAAAAACUAGAUUUUGGGUUAAAACAUCGCGUAUUCCAGUUUUACAUAAACCUAAGUGCCAUUCAACUGGAUGAUAGGGUUAUCGCAGCCGAUCGGGAUCAGUUGCGAAAGUAUGCGGCACUCUUCAUGUUCUGUUUAUUGAUGUACUACAAGCUGGCCUGGUAUCUCUAACUAGGUGACUUCCGGCCGUGUUUCAUUAUUUUGGAAAGCGAUUAUAGAUUAUUAAAGAGCGUGUCCUAUGUUUGUAUUAAGACCGAAAUAAGGCGCUCAAUGAUGCAGAAAGGGGGCCGGGCUGCGACGAAGGGUAGCUCAUAGAAAUAAUAGCAGUCUGUCCCUAACAAAUGAGAGGGUCUUAAAAACCCUCAUUUUAGGUAGCCUGUCACGGCGAGUAGGGUUCAGAACGUGAGAAAAAUAAAACCAUUCAUGCUUGAUGACCACAUAGUUGUUUUCACGGAACUCGCAUAAGAAUCAGAAAUUUCACAUAUGUCAGGCCAUUUUAAAAAGUCAUUUAGAAGCUAGAAGGCCUGCAGCAGAAAAUAUGGUGAAAAUUUGCAACACAUGAAUAUCAGUUAACAACUUGUCCGGGACGAUCUAAAAUUUGUUCUAAAAAAGCAUCAUUACAGGUGACCGUACGUGGGUGUACGGAUAUAACAGGAAGGCGAAAGCACAGUCGUCCGGCGAACCCAGACGGACAGAAAAGCAGAAUCUAGGUUAAAAUAGUACCUUUUUUUGAUUAUUGAGAAUACUGUGCACUGUAAAUUCAUGUCGAAUAAUGUUACUGUUACUAAAGAGUAUUACCAAGAAGUUUUCAUCUCGGUAAUGCCCCAACUGACGCGUUGUUUCUUGUAUCCUAUAUUUUUACAGAUAGACUUGAUAUUUGGGUUGCCUAAACCCCAUAUUCACCAGAUCUAGCCCAUGGCGAGAUUUUCUUUCAUCUAAAGUAGAAAACACGUGAAGAAAACGCUUUGGGUUUACUGGCAUUUCCAAAAAAAGAAACAACGAAAACCAUACUGAGGUCUAUUUUCAUAAUUGAGCUCUAAAACUGUUCUAACGACUGGAAAAAACUAUGGCAUAGACGCAUUGAAGUCAGAACAAA